UGCUGGGAAGAAGUGGUGACAAGAAGCCUUAAGGGUCUCAGCAGGUGGUCAAGGCUGAGACCCAGGACAAGGUUGACCCCUUCUCCUGACCCCCUCCUCCUGCCUUCCCUGAUGGGGACUCCCUCCUUAUCCUCUGCCAGCUCCUGCUCUGCCUCUGGGUGUUCCUCCUGUCUCCUGACCCUGUGCCUCGCCUGGCCUCUCCCCAGGACUCCCAGAUGUCCUGUGGGCUGCUGCCCUCAUUUCUGUGUCUCCUCCCACCCCUGCUGCAGGUGUGCCACGGAGAAUGCCAGUCCCAGAGUGACCACACCAUGCCCAAGUGAGCAGGACAUAUUGAGAGGGGCCUCCAUUCCCUUUGUUUUAAAUUCACUCUGCCUUUUGGUGCAGACUCACUGUGUCUCAGGACCUGGUCAAAGCCCCUUUCAUCCCCAAGCGUGUCCAGACUGCACCAAUUCUCACAGCAGGGAAUGACUACUGAGCACCAUAUUGCUGAGGCAAUGUUCUUUUUCCCUUUUCCCAAGGUUGCAGGGAGACAAGAUUCAGCCCAGAUUCACACCCUCACUUUCUGCCCCUUUUCUCCCUUAAUUCCUUCAUCUCUCCACACAGCUUUAAGUCUCUCCAUCUGCCCAGAGUGGUAUAUCCUCCUUUUGAUCCUAUUUCUUCCUGUCCGUGCUCCCUUUCCUCUUCUUUGGCCUCAUGUCUUUCUCUUUCCUUCCCUUCCAGCUUCCCCUUUAACUUCAUUUCAACUCACUGAGAACAUAAAAGAAGGCCCAUAGAAAUGCAGAUAUAUACCAUGUUCAUGGAUGGAGAGUCUCAGGGCCUCAGAGACGUCUAUGCCUGCCAAGAUUGCUCUACACAUUGAUAAUAGGGUAUCGCAUGAAACACGAAAAGUUUGUCCAUCACUCAGGUGGUUUGGCUCAGUGGUUGAGCUUGGACCCAUGAACCAGGAGGUUCAUGCAUGGGCACCUGCCCAGGUUCUGGUAUCUUUUCCCAGUAGAUGGUAUGCAGGAAGCAGCCAAUGAAUGUUUCACUCAUCGUUGAUGGUUUUUUCUCUCUCUCCCCCUUCCUUCCUCUCUGUGAAAUUAAUUUAAAAAACAUAUUUUAAGGAAAUUUUGCCCAUAAAUUCAUGUAGAUCUGUACAAGAUCAAUACAACUUCAAAGGUGAGGCUAAGGUGGAUGGGCGUACCAGAUAUUGGACCUAUGCUGAAGCCUGGUAGAGCAGCAAGGUAGUCACCCAAGCAUGGACAAGUGAGGCAAUGGAGCAUAUGAGAGAGUCAGAGACAACCUACACACACACACACACACACACACACACACACACACACACAGCACACACACACAAAGGUUGUGGCAUUGCACGUCAGUAGGACACAAUGACAUUGAAGGAAAGUCAUUAAAUGUCCUUGCAUUGGCUAGCCAAUACAAAAUAAAAAAUGACAUGUCUAUGUCAUGUCAUAUACAUACAUGAUAAAAUGAAUACAUUUGAAAACAUUAAAAAUUAAGGCAUGUAUACAUGGAAAGACUUCAUGAAGUGAGACCCUAGCCACAUAUUGAAAGAAAGCAUUUGCAGUGUAACUGACAAGGGUCACUAUCCAGCUUGUCUGAAAGCUCUCCUAGAGUAAGAGGGACAGGAGGCUGCCUGCGGUGCCCUCCCCACCCUGUGAAGGCAGAGGGACCCAAGCAGAGCACCAAGCCCAGAACGAGGAACUCAACGCACAUCUGUCCCUGAUCCAAGGUCCACACAUCCCCAUCAUUCAGCAGGAGGCAGGUGGAGAGCGUUCCUGGGCUCAGGCUUGGGCUGGGUGCAGGAUGGUGUGGGGAGGGCUCCAGCCUGACCCUCCCAGGGGAGCAGGGCCUGCCCCAUCCCCUCUCCCUGCCAUCAUCACUUUCCCUUUCCCUUUGCCAGCAGCCUGGGUCCUGCUGCACAGAGGAGCCUGUCUCCAGCAGAGGUCAGCUCUGUCCAGAGGGAGGGCCCCAGAGGAGGAGAGAAGGUGGGUCUGAGGCUGAGGAAGAGCACACCCCAGGGCCCGCCCACCCCUGCAGCCAAAGCAGGAAGGAGGUGGGGCCUCAGCUGAGAAGACUGGGAGUUUCUCCAUCCAGGGACUUUCCUAAACCUGGGCCUGUGAGCAGAAAUGCAGCACCAGCGCCGGGGAACAAGGGCAAGGCCCAGGCAACACUUCACUGCGGUGCCCUGGCCCAGGAACCCAAUGAGAUGGUUAAGUCUUGAGUAUUUCUACUUUCACUUUACAAACUGGCCUAACCCCAAAGGUCGCAAUGGCUGCUACCUCUGCUACCAAGUGAAAAGAACAGAGAAGGGCUUUUCCUUGGACAUGGGCACCGGGGUUUUUGAAAAUGAGUUCUAUCCCAAGAAGCCCAUCCACACAGAAAUCUGCUUCUUGAAUUGGUUCAAGACCCAGCAAGCAUUCUUGGCCCAGAACCUGUCCCGUGAGGAGAAAUACCAUGUCAUGUGGUUCAUGUCCUGGAGCCCCUGCUUCCAAUGUGCCAGGCAGGUGGUCGCGUUCCUGAAGGACCACAAGUACGUGCAGCUGAGCAUCUUCGUUGCCCGCCUCUACUACUCCAGUCGCCCCCAGUACCAGCAGGGGCUGCGCAGCCUGCAAGGCGCAGGGGCCCAGGUGGCAAUAAUGACUCCAGCUGACUUUGCCUACUGCUGGGACAUCUUUGUGGAUGACCCCCUACAACCAUUCCGGUACUGGAAAGGAAUAUAUUUAAACAGUUGCAGCCUAUCUAAGACUUUGGUGGACAUUCUCAGGAAUCUAGAAAAUUAAAGGAUGGACUUCAAUCUCUCUAAACAAGUGGGGAGACUUCUGGUGAAUGCGGAAUAAAACACUUUCUUCAAGAAGUAAAAACGGCCCUAGCUGGUUUGGCUCAGUGGAUAGACCAUCGGCUUGCGGACUGAAGGCUCUCGGGUUCGAUUCCAGAUAAGGGCACAUGUUGGGGUUGCGGGCUCCAUCCCUGAGCAGGAGGCAGCCGAUCAAUGAUUCUCUCUCAUCAUUGAUGUUUCUAUCUCUCUCUCGCUCUC
Messenger RNA from Myotis daubentonii (Daubenton's bat), 3037 nucleotides. Its product is annotated as DNA dC->dU-editing enzyme APOBEC-3Ca-like. Lineage: Eukaryota; Metazoa; Chordata; Mammalia; Chiroptera; Vespertilionidae. Gene Ontology annotation, biological process: DNA cytosine deamination; defense response to virus; negative regulation of single stranded viral RNA replication via double stranded DNA intermediate. Gene Ontology annotation, molecular function: cytidine deaminase activity; RNA binding. Gene Ontology annotation, cellular component: P-body; nucleus; cytoplasm. The record is from RefSeq and is a predicted model, not a curated record.